AAAGAACAAGACUAUAGCAAAGAGAUACAACACUCCCCUGAGGAUUGCAGCAAAGGCAGCGAAAGUAUCUGCAGGAUGACCUCAUUACAUCAGGUGUUACAUUUUAUCUUUUUUGCCUCAGUUUCUAGUGAAUGUGUCACCAAGGUCUUCAAAGACAUCAGCUUUCAAGGAGGUGACCUAACUACUGUGUUCACCCCGAGCGCCACGUACUGCCGGCUGGUCUGCACUCACCACCCGCGGUGCUUGCUCUUCACGUUCAUGGCUGAGUCAUCUUCCAAUGAUCCUACCAAAUGGUUUGCCUGCAUCCUGAAGGACAGUUUCACAGAAACAUUGCCAAUGGUAAACAUGACAGGAGCAGUUUCUGGAUAUUCCUUCAAGCAAUGCCCCCAGCAACUAAGUGCUUGUAGCAAAGAUGUGUACGUGAACCUAGACAUGAAGGGCAUGAACUAUAACAGUUCUGUUGUGAAGAAUGCUCGAGAAUGCCAGGAGAGAUGCACACAUGAUGCCCAUUGCCAGUUUUUCACAUACGCAACAGGGCAUUUUCCCAGUGUGGACCAUCGGUGAGUGAGCCAGAGUCCGAGCCCCUGGAGAGAAGCCUGCCCGGGGGAAGAAAGCCACUGGUUCUGGUUCAUUA
This is a messenger RNA of Mastomys coucha (southern multimammate mouse), 634 nucleotides long. RefSeq names its product coagulation factor XI (gene F11). The coding region runs from base 76 to 564 and encodes 162 amino acids. Gene Ontology annotation, cellular component: extracellular region. Lineage: Eukaryota; Metazoa; Chordata; Mammalia; Rodentia; Muridae. Gene Ontology annotation, biological process: proteolysis. The record is from RefSeq and is a predicted model, not a curated record. The transcript is spliced from 5 exons. Gene Ontology annotation, molecular function: protein binding.